This is a messenger RNA of Mercurialis annua (annual mercury), 1831 nucleotides long. RefSeq lists its product as uncharacterized. Gene Ontology annotation, cellular component: nucleus. The transcript is spliced from 19 exons. Bases 176 to 1591 code for a protein of 471 amino acids. Gene Ontology annotation, molecular function: dGTPase activity. Lineage: Eukaryota; Viridiplantae; Streptophyta; Magnoliopsida; Malpighiales; Euphorbiaceae. The record is from RefSeq and is a predicted model, not a curated record. Gene Ontology annotation, biological process: dGTP catabolic process.
GAGAUUUUGAAUUUCAUUAUAUCUCACUGUAUAUUUUAGCGGCACCAAAACUUAGUGUGUUUCCACUUGUUAAAAUUAUAGAAUUUGAGAAGAAUUUCACAGAGAUUCCUCCUUUUUUUAAACCACUAUCUACCCAUUACCAAACUCUCUUCUUUUUGCUCUCUCUGCAACAAAAAUGGGAGCUUUUUGCAACCAAGACAACUCUUUUACACCACUAAAUGGAUUCCCUGUAUCCCCUAAUCCCAGAUUACUCAAACAUGUUCAUGAUAAUGUCCAUGGCAACAUCUAUCUCGAUCCUCUUUCUUUGAAGUUUAUGGAUACUGAGCAGUUUCAAAGGCUUCGUGAGCUCAAACAGUUAGGUGCAACCCACCUGGUUUAUCCUGGGGCAACACAUUCCAGAUUUGAGCAUUCUCUUGGUGUUUAUUGGCUUGCUGGUGGAGCUGUGGAAAGGCUGAAAACUUACCAGGGUUUGGAGCUAGGUAUUGAUCACUUUGAUGUCCAGACAGUGAAGCUUGCAGGACUUCUGCAUGAUGUGGGCCAUGGUCCGUUCAGUCACUUGUUUGAACGUGAGUUUCUCCCCAGAGUUACCAAUGGUGCAAAAUGGUGUCACGAACAAAUGUCUGCAAGAAUGGUUGACUACAUUGUUGAUGAGCACCAUAUUGAUGUUGAGUCGGAAAUGAUGAGAAGAGUUAAGGAUAUGAUAUUAGCUAGCUCGGAGUUUGCACAGACAAAAGAAACAAAGGAGAAGCGCUUCUUAUAUGAUAUUGUUGCAAAUGGUCGAAAUGGAAUCGAUGUAGACAAGUUUGAUUACAUUUCCCGUGAUUGCAGAGCUUGUGGUAUAGGAUGCAGUUUUGAGUUUCCAAGGUUGAUGGAGACAAUGCGGGUAAUGGGUGAUGAAAUUUGCUAUCGUGCUAAGGAUUAUCUUUCCAUCUACAAGUUGUUUGUCACUCGUGCUGACCUUUAUCGGACUGUUUAUACUCAUCCAAAAGUAAAGGCAAUCGAGCUUAUGCUAGUUGAUGCCUUGUUGAAGGCAAAUGAUUAUCUGCAAAUAUCAUCUUAUAUUGAAGAUCCUUCUGAAUAUUGGAAGCUAGAUGACACAAUAAUCAAAACUAUCGAGACAGCUCCUGAUGUAGAACUGAGGGAGUCUAGGGAUUUGCUUCUGCGGAUACGUCGGAGAAACUUGUACCAGUUCUGUAAUGAGUAUGCUGUUCCUAAGGACAAAGUGGAAAACUUCAAAGAUGUCACAGCAAAAGACAUUGUUUGUUCGCAGAAAAAUGGUGGUGUUUUACUGAAGGAAGACGAUGUUGUAGUAAGCAAUGUUAGGAUUGAUUUGACUUGUGGAAGACAUAAUCCUCUUGAAAGAAUCAAUUUUUUCCAGGAUUAUGCGAGUGAUGAGAAAUUUCCGAUAUCUGAUGAUCGCAUCAGUCACUUGCUACCAGCGUCUUAUCAAGAUAUGAUAGUGAGGGUCUACUCGAAAAAGCCUGAAAUGGUAGCAGCAGUAUCCGAGGCUUUUGAAAAUUUCCAGUUGAAAACUUAUGGGAUAAAGGCACAAGUACAUGCAACUCCGGAGAAGAAGAAACGCCGUAUUUGAGGUUUCUAAACUGUAAUUAUUUAUAAUCCUUUUACUUUAUAUAGAAAAUCAACAUAAUAUGACAUGGUUGCCACAGAACAAACCAAUACAGUUUUGAUAUCAUAUGAUAUGCAAGAGUAAGUUUAUUUCACGACGCCUUCUCUUCUGUCAGAGUUGUUCCUGAACCUUGAAUUUGAACGGCAUUUAGUCAUUUUAUUAAGUAAAAUUGUAGAGUUGAAGGGACUGAAUUUUUUUCCUCCA